Messenger RNA from Nicotiana attenuata, 1242 nucleotides. Its product is annotated as haloacid dehalogenase-like hydrolase domain-containing protein Sgpp. Bases 192 to 1049 code for a protein of 285 amino acids. The transcript is spliced from 5 exons. The record is from RefSeq and is a predicted model, not a curated record. Lineage: Eukaryota; Viridiplantae; Streptophyta; Magnoliopsida; Solanales; Solanaceae.
UGCGAACAAUUCUUAGCUAAUGGAUGGGUGGUCCUAGUAGAGGACGAAACAACACAACCACACUCCCCUCACCAACACAUCCGUUAAUUGACUGUAAACCUAUAAGCUGAAAAUAUUUUGGCAUCCUCCGAGAAAGUGGGAAGUUCUGAUUUGAGCAUUACAAUUUCUUUACAUCUGAAAAACUAUACUAUAUGACCGCUUUGCUCUCUUUCCCAACUGUUCCUUCCUAUGUACUACCUACUAAACCAUUUCCAAGAAAUAAUCUUUCAACACUAGUUCCUCGAAUGUCCUUGUCUUCCUCAACUUCUAACCAACAGAUUAGCAACAAAUGUGCAUUGCCAGUUGAUGCUCCAUUGAAAGCAAUAUUAUUUGACAUUGAUGGAACGUUAUGUGAUUCGGAUCCUAUCCACUACUAUGCCUUCCGAGAGAUGCUUCAAGAGAUAGGUUUCAAUGGUGGAGCACCCAUAAGUGAGGAGUUCUUCAUAAAGAAUAUUAGCGGUAUGCAUAAUGAUGAGCUCUGUCACGUCCUUUUCCCGGAUUGGGAUUUCCAAAGAGCUAUCAAAUUUAUGGAUGAUAAGGAAGACAUGUUCCGAAAAAUUGCAUCAGAACAGCUAAAACCAUUGGACGGCCUUGAGGAGGUAUGCAAAUGGAUUGAAGACCGCGGUCUGAAACGAGCAGCAGUGACUAAUGCUCCAAGAGCGAAUGCUGAGCUGAUAAUCUCAAUGCUAGGCCUUGCAGAUUUCUUUGAACUACUUGUCAUUGGAAGCGAAUGUGAACGAGCAAAACCUUUUCCUGACCCUUACUUGAAGGCACUUCACGAACUUGGAGUAUCUCCUAAGCACGCAUUCGUGUUUGAGGAUUCUAUCUCUGGAAUAAAAGCUGGAGUAGCUGCUGGUAUGCCGGUCGUAGGUUUAGGUCUAAGGAACCCCGAAAAAUUACUGUCAGAGGCUGGUGCAACAUUUGUUAUCAAGGAUUUCAAGGACUCGAAGUUAUGGACAGCUCUAGAAGAGUUGGAAACAGAAAAGGAUGCAGAAAAAAUGAAAACUUGAGUUGGACGCAGAGUGAUGUAGAAUGUUGUAUCACCAUAAAUUGUUCUUUGAUUGAACAUCUAUAUGAAGUUCAAUGUGUUCUGUUACAUGUCCACCUUUAUUCAUCACCUCAUGCUGAAGUUUGCAUGAUAAGAGUAGUAUUUGUUUAUUUUAGUUGAGUUGUCUUUAUAGCGAAGUUCAAUGAUUUAAGUUA